UUGAAGUUUUCGCUCUACAACAUCGCCACAUUCUGCACUUCAGCUUUUCUCUGUGUACUUUCAGCAGCAGAGCUGAGAUAAACAAAAGAAAGGAGCAGACUCUAUGCAGUGCUAUUUUCAUUUGAGCUUAUAAUACGUGGUCACUGAAAGAUGGACAGCAGCAAAAAAGUACAAAAUACACAAUGACAGAAGGAAAGGAUCUUGAACUUUAUGAGUCUUUCCAGGACAGCAGAGUUUGGACAGUCUUUCCUACAGACAAAAUACGAGGGAAUAAUACUGGACGGACUCAAGUCACCACAAGUGAACCAAUCUUUAAUGUUUUUCAGUGACUAGAAUUCAAAGACGGUGACAAAGAAAGUUACCUGUUAAUCUGUUAACAUACACAACCUGAGGAUUACAAAACACACCAUGGCUAAAAACAUCACCAUCACGCCUGCCACAACCUUCCACACUCCAAACAGCGAAAUUAACUUGACUAUGACUCCUGACCCCCACACACCUUGUGUGGAUUAUGGCGCACUACAAAUCCCACUGGCAGUGCUCUACUCUAUAAUCUUCAUUCUAGGUCUAGUGGGGAACCUGGUGGCUCUGUGGGUUUUCUUCUGUGUUCACUCUAAGAAGAACUCUGUGCGGGUAUUUCUCAUAAACGUAGCUUUUGCAGACUUGCUGCUGGUGGUAUGUCUGCCAUUCAGGAUUCUCUAUCACAGCCAAGGUAACGUUUGGAGCCUUGGGCCCACUGUGUGUAAAGUAGUGGGCACCCUUUUCUACAUGAACAUGUACAUCAGUGUCACACUGUUGGGGUUGAUCAGUGUCGAUCGCUACCUCAAGAUCAAUCGUGGUACAGGGGUGCAGUACAGGCUUCAGUCCACAAGGUGGAGCACCAUCCUUUGUGCAGUCAUCUGGAUUGUGGCAAUUGCCUUGACUUUGGUGCUCCUAAUGUCAAAUAAUCACUCACAGAUGAACAGGUUGGUGACGCCUUUAAUCAAACUAAUCUAUUUAUUGCAUAUUACUGUUUUGUUCAAAAAUCCCAACGUGUUUCUUGCCUCUAGGUGUUUCCACUACAAGCAGCUCCAGAAUGCAAAGUGGAAAGCCUACAUCAACAUCUUUUUGGUGGUUGGCUUCUGGCUUGUAUUCAUCUCUCUGGUGGUAUCUUAUGGAAAAAUUGCCCUCAAGCUUCUGAGAACAUCACAUGAGAAACCAGACCUGCCCAAUGCGCAGCACUAUGCUCGAACCGCUAAGAAGUCUUUCUUCAUCCUCUUUCUCUUCACCGUCUGUUUUGUACCCUAUCACAUGGUCAGGGUGUUCUACAUAAAAACCCAGAUCACAGACUCUUCAUGUUUCUGGCAGGGUGUGGCUGACAAAGCCAAUGAAGUGGCCUUGCUAUUUUCUGCCCUCAACAGCUGCCUGGAUCCCAUAAUGUACUUCCUGUUAUCAUCAUCAGUGAGGAAGGAGGUGCUGCGCUUGGUGAGCAACAUGUUUUGUGUGCGAGAUGUUGCUGCAGUCAGUGGGAGCAGCUCCACUGCUGAGUUGGAUGGUAAGAUUGGGAGGACUGACAGAGGACAGGCAAAUGUCAGCCUAACCAGCAAUGUUAAGACAGAUACUGGGAUGUGAAAGUACUCUGAGACAGUGAGCCUCCAGUGUCCCAACAUGCUGGCAACUGCAGAGAAAGAGGGCAGUAGCAAUGCUAUGCUGCUCAAUGCAGAACACAGACUCCACACAAGGGGAAAAGAUGCAGGAAGUAUCCUGAAUUACACAUCUCUUCAAUGUACCAGUUUCAUUAUGUAUGAGUGCAUGAGCAAUAUUAGUCAGCUAAACCUGUAUGCUAAUUGUGUCACUUUCCUAACAUUUAUUAACAUGCUGUGUCAUACUGUUAUCCAUUUCCCUUCACUUUAAUAACAACCCUUUAUUAAGCUUUGUGGUGACAUAGUAUGUAUGGUAAAGACAGUGACAUUAGCAGGACUGUAUGGAGGCUGCAGCCACACUGACCUUGCACCUUGUGCUGUAAAUGUAAUUUUAGUAUGGCUUAUUGCUUUGAUAGCAAUAUAGGAAGGGCUGCAAACCUAAGGCUCUGGUACAGGUAUAUUUCUUGCCAUAAUUGGGUAAUUUUCAGUCAGUAAUCGAUAAUAUAACUACAAUUGUUUUGAUUUGAUUAAUCCUCAGAGGGACACGGAUGUCUGAUUAAACUGUCAUGCCAGUCCAUCCAAUAGUUGUAGAGAUAGUUCAGUCUGGACCAAAGUGGAGUGACUGACAUUUAACAUUGCCAUCUAUAGAGUCACGCGGUAUGUCUAAAAAUUAUUCUUCCUAAUUUCCCAGAACUUCCAAUUUACAAUGAAGUAAUUUUAUAGAUAAAUAAUGUAAACGAUUAAUCAACUAUCAAGAUUGUUGUUGAUCGUUUCUGUCAACUGAUUCACAGAAUAAUAAUUUCAGUUCUCAUUGAAACCCUGAAAUUGAUCAGGGGCUUAUUGUGCAGUCAAGCAGCUGUAUUAAUGUAGUGCAAACAGGGAGAGCUGAACAACAGAUAAAGCAGCAACCAGAACAUUUCUAUGUUUGAUAUUUAUUUCAAUCUGUGGCAAAGUACUGCUGAAAUAAAAACAAUGGACCAAU
Molecule: messenger RNA, 2604 nt
Organism: Larimichthys crocea (large yellow croaker)
Lineage: Eukaryota; Metazoa; Chordata; Actinopteri; Sciaenidae
Gene: gpr34b
Product: G protein-coupled receptor 34b
Exons: 3
Coding region: 409-1611 (400 amino acids)
Biological process (GO): G protein-coupled receptor signaling pathway
Cellular component (GO): membrane
Molecular function (GO): G protein-coupled purinergic nucleotide receptor activity
Source: RefSeq, a predicted model, not a curated record